GGCAACGGCGUGGAAUUUUGUCCGCCAAGCUGCUAGAUCAGAUCUGCCUUGCACCAACUCAGCAAUUGCCUCGCGUUCCUUGUGCGUUCUCCCACGCGUUAAUGCUCUAAAAGGAUUGCACUGCCUUUUUUGUCUCCUGGAACGAUACGGAGUGCGUUUGAUGUCUCUUUUAAAUAAAAGGUUCUCUUUCGUCUGGAAGAUCUCAAUUUCAGAUCUGAAAUCCCCUCUCCACCGUAAAGCUCGUGACAAUGGACGCCGCCGGUUCACAAUCCCUUCCAGAAGACAUAAUCAGAAACAUUCUCAGUCGAAUUCCGGCGAGAUCCCUGCUCCGAUUCCAAUGCGUGAGCAAACAGUGGAAGAGUCUCAUCAAAACCCCAUCUUUCAUCGCAGAACACCUCCGCCAACAGUCCCCCUGUCUUCUUUUCCCAAGGGGAGGAGAGUGUCUGCCUUUCGGGUUGCGUCUGCUCGAUUGCGAGAUGCAGGUCAGACCGGUGCAGGAGCCAUCUUCGGAUUCCGGCAGCACCAUCGUCCGGCGUGCCAGCAUCGUGGGUUCCAUCAAUGGCUUGCUCUGUGCGAGAAUCGUAGAUUCGACGCGAUCUGUUUCUUUCUUCUUGUGGAAUCCAGCAAUUCAGGAGCUCCGGAUGACUCCCGCAGUCACUGAUUCUGAUAAGGGUCACUCUGAUGUAGGGUUUGGAUUCAGUCCCAUUAUUAAUGAUUACAAGAUUGUGAUUUUUUGGUCUUCUGGUUCUCCUGUGGAAGUGUAUUCUAUGAUCUCAGGCACAUGGAAAGUAGUCGAACCUGAGGUUUCAAAGGGCAUUCGUGUUUGUUCGGAGGUCGUAAGUCCAAGUGUGACUGCAAAUGGGGCAAUUUUUUGGCUUGGGAAGAAGGAUGAUUUGCGUGCGAUAGUUUCAUUUGACAUAGCAUCGGAACUGUUCACAUUCAUUCCAUUGCCCGCCGCUGCAAUCCCCCUUUGGUGUUCUAAGCUUGUGAUUUACGAGAACAAACUCGCUCUGUUUAUUAAACGUUUGUUAUCGGACAACUCAAAAUCUGAAUCGAUUGAUUUCUGGGUGAUGGACGAGAGAUGGAGUUGGACCAAGAAAUUUAACACUGUCUUUCCUGGCAACGCAUAUCCCCUCAGGAUUUGGAAGAACGGAAUCAUCUGCGCGGUGUAUGAACGUGUUGGUGAACUAUCAGCACGGGAGGAAAAGGAACCCAGAAUUACUCUCUUCAAUGUCACUACUGGUGAACUUGCUAUUCGACGCCAGACCUAGGUACCGCCUCAUGUUACCCUGCUAUCGUCGGAGAGCAUCGCAAAGACUCGUCUCUGUCGGUACCUGCACCCAGAAGGUAGGGAUACCGGACAGGCGAUACCAAGGUAUCAAACCGAUGGUACCAAGGUAUUGUAUCACACCCAGUUACCGCCACAACCAAGUUCCUUUGUCGGUAGAGGCAUUCGGACGGUCGGAGGUACCGGACCGCCGGUACUUAGGUACUGCCCGGGGGUACCAGGGUACCGUGGCAGGUAACAUGAACAAUGAAUGAGAAAGCAAUUG
Molecule: messenger RNA, 1553 nt
Organism: Cuscuta campestris
Lineage: Eukaryota; Viridiplantae; Streptophyta; Magnoliopsida; Solanales; Convolvulaceae
Source: the annotation of a GenBank genome assembly